UUCUCUCACGUGAGUGCCACUACUGAAAUCGCGUGAACUCUUCUUCCUUCUCCCAACCAGCCUUCGAUUAUGCCCUGGAAACACAACGGCGACCACUAGAAAUUUAACCUUUCUCACUUCUCACUCUCCCAAAGCCAAACGCCGAGUUCGGUUGAGUUGAGUAGUUGGCUUCACUAUGGCUUCAACAGUCUCCUCUCACUGCCCUCAGGUCACCGGCUUACGCCGAUCAUCUCUGUCCAAGCUCGAAACCUCUCACUCUCAAUCCUUCUCUCAACACGUCAACUCUCACCUCCGUUUCGUCUCUUCUCGUAAACCGUCCCGCGCCGUCGUUGCUAUGGCAAGCAAUAACAAGUUUUUUGUUGGUGGGAAUUGGAAGUGUAAUGGGACAAAGGACUCUAUCAGCAAGCUUGUUUCAGAUUUGAACAGUGCCAAGUUGGAGGCUGAUGUUGAUGUUGUGGUAGCACCGCCCUUUGUGUACAUUGAUCAGGUGAAGAAUUCAUUAACUGAUAGAAUUGAGAUAUCAUCUCAGAACUCUUGGGUUGGAAAAGGAGGGGCAUUUACAGGAGAAAUCAGUAUGGAACAACUGAAAGAUACUGGCUGCAAGUGGGUUAUUCUUGGGCAUUCUGAGCGUAGACAUAUCAUUGGUGAGGAUGAUCAGUUUAUAGGAAAGAAAGCUGCUUAUGCCUUGAGUGAGGGUGUUGGUGUCAUAGCUUGUAUUGGGGAAAAGUUAGAAGAAAGAGAAGCAGGAAAAACUUUUGAUGUCUGUUUUCAGCAACUCAAGGCUUUUGCGGAUGCUGUUCCCAGUUGGGAUAAUGUUGUUGUCGCAUAUGAGCCUGUAUGGGCUAUUGGGACUGGUAAAGUGGCCACACCAGUGCAGGCUCAGGAAGUACAUGCAGCUUGUCGUGAUUGGCUUAAGAAUAAUGUCUCAGCAGAAGUUGCUUCUAAAACUCGUAUUAUUUAUGGAGGGUCUGUAAAUGGAGGCAACUGUGCUGAACUCGCAAAGCAAGAAGAUAUUGAUGGUUUUCUUGUUGGUGGUGCUUCUUUGAAGGGCCCUGAGUUUGCUACCAUUAUCAACUCUGUAACAUCAAAGAAAGUAGUUGCUUGAUUUAUACAGUGGUUUUUACAAGGAUAACGAAUAAAGGGCUGAGAAAAUUUAUUUCAGUUUGAAUGAAAGCUUACCAGCGUAACCAAAUAAGGCCACCCCGUUUUGUUCAAUGAAGUUUUGAUCUCUUCAUUUGUUUUUCCUUCUCAUGUAAGGUAGCAAAUUCCUUGUUUCUUUGGUGGGCUAAACUUAUAUUUAUAAAACAUAAGAGAUCUAUAUAAAGUGAUGUUGGCAUCAUAUUCAUGAA
Messenger RNA from Mangifera indica (mango), 1349 nucleotides. RefSeq names its product triosephosphate isomerase, chloroplastic-like. The coding region runs from base 176 to 1105 and encodes 309 amino acids. Gene Ontology annotation, cellular component: cytosol. The transcript is spliced from 9 exons. Gene Ontology annotation, biological process: glyceraldehyde-3-phosphate biosynthetic process; glycolytic process; glycerol catabolic process. Gene Ontology annotation, molecular function: triose-phosphate isomerase activity. NCBI's taxonomy places the organism in Eukaryota, Viridiplantae, Streptophyta, Magnoliopsida, Sapindales, Anacardiaceae. The record is from RefSeq and is a predicted model, not a curated record.